This is a messenger RNA of Saprolegnia diclina VS20, 1134 nucleotides long. RefSeq lists its product as hypothetical. Gene Ontology annotation, cellular component: membrane. The record is from RefSeq and is a predicted model, not a curated record. The transcript has 5 exons. The coding region runs from base 56 to 847 and encodes 263 amino acids. Lineage: Eukaryota; Oomycota; Saprolegniomycetes; Saprolegniales; Saprolegniaceae.
CGACCAUUGAAACGCUAGAGUUCUGACUCCGUUUCGAGACUUCAAUCCACGCGAUAUGCCGACCUCGGCCAUCGUGCACCCCGACACCGACGCCGAGCCCCUCUUGCUCGCGACCGACGGCAUACAGCAGGAGAGCAAGCCCCUUCGCGUUCUUCGGCGCCUCGCCAAGCGGCGUCAAGCCCUCCGCGAGAGGUAUGGCAAGUUCUUUGGCUUUGGCAUGAUCAUCGGCGGCAAUGUUGCGCUGAGUCUCAUGUCGGUGCUCAUCAAGUUUUCGUCGCGCUUUCUCUACGCGGAUGAGAUUGUGUUUUGGCGGUCGUCGACCGCACUCGUUAUGAACGUGGCCGUCCAGCUCUACCUCCAAAUCCCAAUUCUGGCGGUCGACCCGGCCUUGAUGAAGCUUUUGAGCAUUCGCGUUGCUAUUGGCUACACGGCCAUGACCAUGUCCUUUUACGCCUACUCGAAAAUGGUGCUUUCCGAGGCGUCCGUCAUCAUCUUCACGGCGCCCAUCAUCACGUGUGUGCUGAGUGUCUGUCUCCUUGGCGAAAAGAUCGACGUCGUCGGCGUUCUCUGCGUCUUGGUGUCGUUUGCCGGUGUCAUUUGCGUGGCGCGACCGGCGUUUGUCUUUGGCAUUCACGCCACCUCGUCCGAGGCACCGCCGCUUGCGAUGCUCUGCGCUGUGCUAACCGCCGUAUGCGUUGGCCUCAUCAACAUCAUCAUUCGCAUGCUCCAGAGCAUGAACACGUGGACGCUCGUGACAUAUUUUUUGCUCACGUGCACGCUCGGGUCGCUGACAAAAAUUGCGCUUUUUGGAACGCGACUAGGGACUGUACGUGCCGCAAACCACUGACGAGGCGGGGAUUGUACUUGCGAUCGGCUUUUUCGGCUGCAUCGGUCAGCUCAUGAUCACAAAGGGACUCCAAAUCGAAAAGGCCGGCAUUGCCUCUGUGCUGCAGUACCUCAACUUGCUCUGCGUGAUGCUAUGGGACGUGACGCUGCUCGGCGAAGCACUUCAUAUGUGGAGCAUCCUCGGCGCGUCGAUCAUUUGCCUCAGUGCGUCGGUGAUUGCCUAUCGCAAGGCAAAAGCAUAAUUCGUACCAAUAUACACCUCGCAGUUCAUAAUUUGAAAGUUUUUUC